Molecule: messenger RNA, 453 nt
Organism: Soboliphyme baturini
Lineage: Eukaryota; Metazoa; Nematoda; Enoplea; Dioctophymatida; Soboliphymatidae
Source: the annotation of a GenBank genome assembly
UGUGUACGCAACUCCGUAUUGUCGAAAGUGAUUCCUUUCAUGAAAAGUAUGGAGUUAAGGAAUUUGACUGCUUCAUUACGUCUUCUGGUUUUAGUUAUCAACUACGCUGGGUGCAUCAACGACUGUUGCAUUGACUUCUUUCAUAACAUGGUCAUUGCGUGGGCGUUGUUUAUUUAUUUAAAAUCGACAAUCAGCUGGAUUAGAGGAUCUUGGCGAGAUCAAGUUGUCGUUGGUGCUGUGCCUAGCAACCGUUUGUACAAUCGUCUACUUUUAAAUAUGGAAGGGGCUAAUCAAUUUAGAAGAGGUGAAAAUCUGUGUCGCCUAUCCAUGCAGUUAAAUACCGCAUUUUCAUUUUCAGAUUGUCUGGGUCAUAGCUCUUUUGCCUUAUAUUAUUGGUACGGCAUUGCUGAUUCACUCAUUUGGCCUCCAUCACCAGUGUCUGCUAUUACCUGA